This is a messenger RNA of Aspergillus vadensis CBS 113365, 1190 nucleotides long. Its product is annotated as putative GPI anchored protein. The transcript has a single exon. The coding region runs from base 238 to 846 and encodes 202 amino acids. NCBI's taxonomy places the organism in Eukaryota, Fungi, Ascomycota, Eurotiomycetes, Eurotiales, Aspergillaceae. The record is from RefSeq and is a predicted model, not a curated record.
GAGCCUCUGGGAGGAGGGAGGGUUAUAAAUACUUUGCUUUUCCUGCUCCAUCUUCCUUACAUAUUUUUCUACUUAUCAAUCAUAUCUACAUCUGCUACUACUUUCUCCAUACAUCGGGGUUUUAUCUACUACCGAACCUAAUCCACCACACUACAUACAUACAUACAUACACACAUACAAACCUUCCACACACCACAACCAAACCAAACCAAACCAAAACCAAUACAAACCACCAAAAUGAAAUACGCCCUCACCUCCCUCCUCCUCACCACCGCCCUCCUGGCCACCCCCUCCCUCACCACCCCCGCACCCGACGUCGUCAGCGACGCCAUCGGGAUCGCCCAAACGGCCGUAUCGGGGGGCGAAUCCCUGGCAACCAACAUCGCCAACGAUGCGACCUCCAUUGCCUCUGACGUCGCGACCGGCGGCGCAGCGGCAUACUCCUCCCUGACGUCCGCGGGCGGGGAAGUGGCCUCGAACGCCGAAUCCUGGGGUACAUCGGUGGCGUCGGACGCGCGGUCCGAUGCGUCGGCGGCGGCCUCGGAUAUCAGAUCUAAGGCGUCGGAUGUAGCGUCGGAGAUUACUUCUCGGUGGGAGAGCGCGACGACGUUGACGGGGUCGAAUGGGCAGCCGACGAGUACGGAGACGAUGAGUGGGAAGACGACGUUGACUGCUAGUACGGCGAGUGCGACGGGAAGUGCGGCUAGUACUGCUAGUGGAUCGAGUGCUAGUGCGACGAGUUCGACGAGUGAGGGGGCGGGUGUGGCUAUGGCGACGCCGGGUGUUGGAUUGGGGAUGGGAGUUGUGGGUGUUGCGGGUGUUUUGGGGGUUAUGGCUGCUUUGUAAGGGGUGGAGGUUGAGUUGAAGGGGGUUUUGUUGUUGAUGAUGGACGGGUGAUGAUGAUUGAUACCAAUGUAUAUGAUGUUUUGAUUUUGGAUUAUAACAUAUCAAGUUGUUUCAUUCUUGUCUAUUAGUAUUGGUAUAUAUAUGUAAACUGUAUAAUUAGUAGGAAGCACUAGUAUGCGCCUCAUCUCUCUUCUCUUCUGUCUCUGACUCUGGCUUCUCCUCUUCUACCCCGUCCACUGUCAUCUUCGGCCCUGUGUACCACUUGCGCGCGAACAGGAAGUAAUACGCCAUGCAAGCGACCCACACGAACCCGUUAAUGACGAUGGUGUAGUUCAUAUCGGAUG